AUGAAAUCCUUUCUUUCUAAAAAAAGCAAAAAAAGCUCGAGUUCGAAAGAAUCUAAACAUUAUGACCAUGGCCUCUUUCGCACAAGAUUUCACAGAAAAAAGACUCACCGACCUGAAAACCCGACUCUAAUUGUUACCGAGAGCACGGAGCCGUCGUCAGAGAACUCGCAAGCUUCUCGUGCUGAAAUGGAUGACCACAUGCUGGCGUCGUUAGAUGAACAGAAGUUACGAGAACCGACUUCGCCUAUCUCGCCGUUGCGGAGUUCUCCCUCCUCAUCUCGUUUCUCGAGUCGGUUUUCAAGUGCUUUGAAGCUUAGUUUACCAAGCAGUUGGCAUCGACAUGGUCGGGCUUCUUCGUUUCACGAUGGAAAUCGCAGGCGUAGAGCGGUGAGUGACACUCUUCCCGCACAUGCUUCAUAUGCAUCUACGCCCGUCAAUCGUGCAAGCAUCAGUUCCGCACGCACUAGCUCAUCAAACGUUUCCCUACAACGCUCGCCCGUGGAAAGCGCUAGUGAUUUUGGUACCCAUUCCAUGUCACACACGCGCAUCCCCAGCGAUCGUUCGUCCGGUAGUUUUGCGUCGCGAACAUCGGCGGCGGAUUCUGUUCAUUCGAGCACAGAUCACAAUAAACUCGCUCCCGUCUCCUCUUCCUACUCGGCAUCAAGCAAUACGAGUGCCGAGGUUUCACGGCCUCAGUCGACACGGAGUUCCAUCGGGCGUGCUUCUUUUGAAAUAGAUGUUUGCCGGCUUUCAGAUUUCGAAAACCUAAAACCUUCCGAAGGCGAGUCGGCCAACGAGUUUUUGGAACGUGUGCAAUCCAUAGUACCUGCACGCUUCAUUGCCGCUCUGCUUUCCACAAACAACAGCCCCCUUCACCAAAUGUGUUUGCGGAUGUUUUUCCAAAACUUCCGCUUUAAUAAUGAACCACUUGAUAUGUCACUGCGCAAGCUCCUUGCUAUAUGUUUGCUUCCGCGAGAAACACAACAAAUUGACCGUGUGCUGAGUGCUUUUUCCGAACAGUACUACGAGUGCAAUCCCAACCUGUACAAUUCCGCUGAUGAAUGCUAUAUUCUCUCGUUUUCCCUUAUGAUACUUCACACAGAUGCUUUUAAUGUUAACAAUCGCCGAAAAAUGACCCGAUCCGAAUUCAUAACAAACACAAAUUUGCCCGAUAUUCUUCCGGAAAUACUGGAAUGCUUCUAUGACAACAUUGUAUUUACCCCGUUCGUUCACCUAGAAGACGACACACCAUUCAGUUCAAACUAUGAGAGUAAAGAAUCCGUCAUCUCACAGCUCAUAAGCGGAGCGUCUAUUUCGAGCUUCGUGAAAAAACAUUCGUUGCCCAAGGAAUAUAGUCACUUUGAUCUAUCACAGCAAACGAAUGCAGUGAGCAAUUACCGGCCAAAUUUAAAAGCCAUACUGGAUGAAGUGUUAAACUGCACCAUCUCAACGACCGGAACACAACAAGAGAUAGAGUGUGCAACGCUUCACCAAGCGUUUCUCCAAGCACCGAGCAUCCAAAUCAUUUCCUUGCGCUCGCAACCAAAAGCCUUCUCAUGCCACUUUGCCCCCGAUCCGGCGAACGAAAGCAGUGCGCCCGCCAUCGUUCACGUAAAAGUGUUUAAAGUUGGCGUUCUAUUGCAACGCGAUUUGAAACGUAAAGACAUCUUUGCGUCCUUUCGAGAAUGGGGUUUGAUGUUGACCAGUUCGCAACUCAUGUUUUUCCGAUCUGUGUCUAAAUGUAACGAGCUGUUGGAACAACAGCGCAAGCAUGAUAUGCUUGCUCGCGACACCGACAGUGCCUCACAACACUCUGAUCCACUUAUAUUUGAACCCCCAGUAGAAUCACUGAAUGCGGACUAUGUCGUGCCAUUAAGCAACCUCAUUGCAUACACGGACAAUUCGAACGGCAAGCGUGACCACUGUUUCAAUGUGCUUCGCAACAAAAACGAACAGUUUGUACUGGCGGCGGAAAGCGACGAGGAAAUGAACGAUUGGAUUUCACGACUAAACUAUGUGAGUGCAUUCGCUACCGCCGGCAUCAACCUGCGUGGACCGUGCCCAAAGGGCGAGAUGUCGCCGGUGGACAGCGUGUCAAUGUCCAUGUCUAUGUCCAUUGGUUCAAUGGCAUCGAGCGACACACAAGAAAUUUUGGCAAGAGUGUCACACGAAGAUGGAAUGGAGUUAUUAAGGUGCUCUAGCUAUCGAACAAAAACGCUUCAGCAGCGGAUAAAAAAACUAGAAGUUCAGCUGGCGGAGUGUGCCCGGGUGGAAACCGUCCAGCGUCGCAACACAUACAAUCUGACAUGCAUGAUGCCUGUGCAGUCUCGUACGCGCAAUCGCCUCAUACAUGCGGCCAGCAGCCUUGCACACCGGAUGCAUCAGCAGAUGUUGCACAAGGCUCGACUUGAACGAUACCUGUGUGUGCUGCGAGCGGACCUUGAGUUGGAUCGUGAAUUCAUGGACUGUCUACACAACUUCUUUCCUGAGCGGAAUUCGCUGCCGCCCGAGUCAUCGUCACCCAACAUUGCUGCUGCACACGACUAUGCCAACCAAUUGCGCCGUUCUCUUUCCACGCGGUCUCGUCUUCGCUGCAGCGUAGUUGAAGUCCCCAUCAUACGCAAGCCGACACCGCCAUCGACAUCGACAUCAACAACUUCAAAGCCUUCGGCGGUAGCAUCGACAACGUCCAACGCGCCGCCUGAGUCGUGCACUUCACAGACAUCUGCCGCACCCACUGCUGCACCUUCUUCACCCUCACUCACCCGUCCCUCCACUCGUUAA
Molecule: messenger RNA, 2784 nt
Organism: Schizosaccharomyces japonicus yFS275
Lineage: Eukaryota; Fungi; Ascomycota; Schizosaccharomycetes; Schizosaccharomycetales; Schizosaccharomycetaceae
Product: guanyl-nucleotide exchange factor Sec74
Exons: 1
Coding region: 1-2784 (927 amino acids)
Biological process (GO): regulation of ARF protein signal transduction
Cellular component (GO): cytosol
Molecular function (GO): guanyl-nucleotide exchange factor activity
Source: RefSeq, a predicted model, not a curated record